AUGGGGUGGUUCUCGUCAGCUUCCGAAUCCGCUCCCAAGAAGUCCUCUGACGGCGGCUCAAUCGCACCUGACCGAUCAUCUCGCCAACAGUGCUGGAUAGGAAGAGACAAAUUCUUCGCCUGUCUAGAUGCAAAUAAUAUUAUAGAUGCUGUAAAGGAAGACGGCCCCGCACGGUCAAAGUGCUCUAAGGAGAUAAAGGAAUUUGAAAGCGCCUGCUCGGCUACUUGGGUCAAAUAUUUCAAGGAUAAGCGAGUAAUGGAACACAGGAGAGAUCAGACUAUUCAAAGAAUAAAACGAGAAGAUCUUGAGUCUGCGGCGGCACAGAAAACUGCCAAAUAG
Molecule: messenger RNA, 339 nt
Organism: Microsporum canis CBS 113480
Lineage: Eukaryota; Fungi; Ascomycota; Eurotiomycetes; Onygenales; Arthrodermataceae
Exons: 2
Coding region: 1-339 (112 amino acids)
Biological process (GO): mitochondrial respiratory chain complex IV assembly
Cellular component (GO): mitochondrial intermembrane space; mitochondrion; respiratory chain complex IV
Source: RefSeq, a predicted model, not a curated record